Molecule: messenger RNA, 1374 nt
Organism: Phanerochaete carnosa HHB-10118-sp
Lineage: Eukaryota; Fungi; Basidiomycota; Agaricomycetes; Polyporales; Phanerochaetaceae
Exons: 7
Coding region: 1-1374 (457 amino acids)
Source: RefSeq, a predicted model, not a curated record
AUGUUCACAUUGACCGCAACGGGCGCCGUGUUGAAACUCACGGGUAUUUGGACGCCACACACAGGCACUCCUUGCGAUGUGAACGGCAAUGAUCUUCCACCAAACACUCUACUCGCGCCACUCCCAGAAAAAGCAUCAGAUGAUUACUACCCUUUCGACAGCCGAGUUGAGUUUGAGCUCGCCGACUUCUUCUUCCGGAAGGCCGAGAUGUCUGCCUCUGAUGUCGACGAGCUCAUGCAACUCUGGGCCGCUACAUUACCUGAAGAUGAAGAUCCACCAUUUGCAGAUAAUAAAGAUGUCAAGAAUGCGAUCGAUGCUAUUCCUCUUGGAGAGGUCGACUGGCAGUCGUUCUCAGUUUCCUAUGGCGGCCCACGUCCCUCUUGUAACAUACCGCCAUGGAUGGACGAUGAGUACAGAGUAUAUUUCAAGGACCCACUCAAAGUCGCACGUAGCCAGCUCGCCAACCCUGAAUUUGUGGAUAGCAUCGACUACACCCCAAAGCGAAUUUUUGACCGCCACAACAAACGGGAGUAUAAGGAUUUUAUGAGUGGAAACUGGGCAUGGAGACAAGCGGACGAGAUUGCUCAAGAUCCCGAGGCACAUGGAGCCACUUUCUGCCCACUUAUUCUCGGAAGUGACAAGACAACAGUUUCUGUUGCAACUGGCCAGAAUGAUUACUACCCGCUGUAUCAGUCAAUUGGACUCAUUCACAACAGUGCUCGCCGAGCACACAAGGGUGCGGUCGCUCUCACUGCCUUUCUCGCUAUACCUAAAACUGAGCGAGACUUUAAGGACGACCCUCACUUUCGCAAAUUCCGUCGACAGCUUUUCCACAUGUCCUUGAAGUUUAUCUUACAGUCUGUUCGCUCAGUUAUGACCACACCAGAAGUGACGCGUUGCGCCGACGGGCAUUACCGCCGUGUCAUCUAUGGACUAGGGCCCUAUAUCGCUGAUUAUCCGGAGCAAGCCCUACUUGCAUGUAUCGUGCAGGGAUGGUGUCCGAGGUGCGCUGCUCCUAGCAAUAACCUUGAUGAUGGCGAUAAUGUCCCACGAUCUCAUGAGCACACUCGCGCGUUGCUGAAAACGUUCGACUUGAAGACGCUAUGGGACGAUUAUGGCAUCGUCGGUGAUCUUGUGCCGUUCACAGUAGACUUCCCGCGCGCGGAUAUUCACGAGCUGCUUGCCCCCGACCUCUUGCAUCAAGUGAUCAAGGGCACCUUCAAGGACCAUCUUGUGACCUGGACUGUCCAAUACAUCACCAACGAGUAUGGCAGUGAAGCUCCGAAGAUUCUCGCAGAUAUAGACCGGAGGUUCAAUAUCUGUGGUUCCCAACUUCCCUGGGUUGAGGCGUUUCCCGCAAGGCCGGGGGUUUAA